Molecule: messenger RNA, 2355 nt
Organism: Emericellopsis cladophorae
Lineage: Eukaryota; Fungi; Ascomycota; Sordariomycetes; Hypocreales; Bionectriaceae
Product: Pre-mRNA-processing protein prp40
Exons: 5
Coding region: 1-2355 (784 amino acids)
Biological process (GO): mRNA cis splicing, via spliceosome
Cellular component (GO): U2-type prespliceosome; U1 snRNP
Molecular function (GO): protein binding; RNA binding
Source: RefSeq, a predicted model, not a curated record
AUGAAUGGGUUUGCGCCUCCACCGUUUGGCCAACCACCCUCAGUAUGGCAAGAGCAUCGAACACCAGAUGGACGCGCCUACUAUUACAACACUGCGACAAAGGCAACACAAUGGACCAAGCCCGAGGAGAUGAUGUCGCCUGCUGAGCGCGCCUUGGCAAAUCAGCCAUGGAAGGAAUACACUGCCGAGGGCGGUCGAAAGUACUGGUAUAACACCGAGACUAAGGAGAGCUCGUGGGACAUGCCAGAGGUUUACAAGACCGCGCUUGGUGUUAAUGGGACGCCCAGCGCACCGACACCGCAGAGUUCCUACGCAGCCAGCGGCCCAUCGAAUUCUUUCGACCAGGGGCGCGAAAGCCGUGACUCACAUGUCGAACCACGUCAGAUUACAUACCCAUCCGAUCCGAAAGCUCAGAGCUUCGUCCCCGCGAGCAACGACCCCGAAUACUCGACCGCGGAGGAGGCCGAGGCAGCUUUCAACAAGCUGCUUCGUCGCAGUGGCGUCCAGCCUGACUGGACCUGGGAGCAGGCCAUCCGGGCGACCGCGCGCGACCCUCAAUUCCGCGCCAUCAAGGACCCCAGGGAACGCAAGGCUGCGUUUGAGAAGUUUUGUCAGGAUGUUCUCGUCCAAGACAAGGAACGCGCCAAGGAAAGAUUGACCAAGCUGCGAGCCGAUUUCGAGACCAUGCUGAAGCGACACCCUGAGAUCAAGCAUUAUACCCGAUGGAAGACGGCACGACCGAUCCUCGAAGGCGAGACUACGUUUCGGUCAACCAAAAGCGAGACGGAGCGCCGUCAGCUGUUCGAAGAAUACAUUAUUGAUCUCAAAAAAGCACACGCUGAGGAGCAGACAAACAAUCGUCGCAGCGCCAUAGAUGGAUUGGCUGACUUGCUGCCAAAACUGGAGUUGGAGCCCUAUACGCGCUGGGCGGAUGCUCAAAACAUCAUUUCGACCACACAACCCUUCCAGAAUGACGCCAAGUACAAGACACUCACUCAGCUUGAUGUCUUGACUGCUUUUCAAAACCACAUGAAAGCCGUCGAGCGUGGGUUUGCAGCUUCCCGUCAAGAGGGCAAAGAUCGCAAAUACCGUGAGGAACGCAAGGCGAGAGACGCCUUCAAAGCACUGUUGGCCGAGCUCCGCAAGGAGGGCAAGAUCAACGCUGGUACCAAGUGGUCCCAGUUUCUGCCGCUGGUUGAAAAAGAUGAGCGCUACAUCAACAUGGCUGGCAACCCUGGCUCGACUGCGCAGGAGCUCUUCUGGGACAUUGUUGAAGAGGAGGGCCGCGCGUUGAGAGGACCUAGGAACCUUGUCCUCGAUGUUCUGGAGGAUAAACGCUAUGAUCUGACUUCCACAAGCGAGUUCGAAGAGUUUCUGUCCCUUGUCAAGGAUGAUCGUCGUACUGCUAACAUCGACCGUAACACCCUAAAGCUGAUUUUUGAUCGCCUGCGCGAGAAGCGGGUCACCAAACGAGAAGACAAGCGCGACGAUGACCGUAAUCAGCGCCGUGCCAUAGACGAUCUGCGGAGCCACAUGAGGCGCGUUGAACCACCAAUUACCAUCAACGACAGCUACGAGGAUGUCCGGGCUCGCCUACUCAAGAGUGACGAAUUUCAAGCUGUAACCUCGGAGGAGUCCCGACGUGCUGCCUUUGACAAGCACAUCCGCCGUCUGCGAGAAAAGGAAGAGGAUGCUGAACGCAGGGAGCGUCGCCGAGAUCGUCCCUCUAUGGAGCGCGAUCGCCGUGACAGAGACCGAUCCAGGGGCGAGCGAUCUCACCGUAGCAGUGGUCGCCGUCGCAGUCGCAGCCCCGAGGUGGAUGCGUACGAGGCCGACAGGCGACGAGCCAUUGCUGAGCGCGAGCGCAAUCACCGCAAGUCAACCAUGGCAGAAAACCUGCUCACGAGCGAUCGAGGUCGUCUUUCUCCUCCCCCACGCCGGGAGCGAGAACGGGAAAGAGACCGCGACCGCGACCGUGAGCGAGAUCGUGGUCGAGAUAGAGACUUUGAUCGACCCCCUCGCAGUCGCCGUGAUGACGAUGCCCACUACGACCGCGAGCGGAGAGUUCGCGAGGAGGAUCGUGAGAGGCUCUAUCGCCGCCGCACGGAGCGUGGAGGUUCGUAUGAUGAGCUGCCGUACGGGGAUGAGAGAUCUUCAGGAACCCGACGACGCCGUGAGGAUGAAGACGAUUCGGGACGACGUGAUUCACGCGACUCUAAGCGCAUCCGUAGGGAGAAGAGCUUGGAGCGCACCCCUCUGCGUGACGCUCCUCGCAAGAAGACGCCUCAGCCCGAACCCACAUCUAGAGAUAUCAGAUCGGGGAGCGAGGAAGGUGAGAUUGAGGAGGAAGAAUGA